AUGGCUGGUCAAUCAUUUGUAAAGAUAUUAGGUUUUAGGAUGCUAAUAGAGUUUAUUUUGGUACUUUUAUUGCAAACCGCUAACAUUAUCACUAACCUUUGCACCAUAAACGAUUGUGUGACCCUGGUGUUCCCGCAACUCAUCCAGGAGGGACUCACUCAACAAAAUGCCGGCACAAUAGUCAGUUCCCAGAGCAUAGCCAUGGCAAUCAUCACAUUCACGGCCGGCAUAUUAUCGGACCGGUUAGCCGCCAAACACAUGGUAUGCUUCGGUCUCAUCGUAUGCGGCGUAUCCACACUCCUAUUCAGCACCGGUACUACAGUCACCCAAUACUCCAUCUACUGGUUCUUGAACGGCUUGGGACAGGGGUUCUCGUUGCCAUCCCUACUGAAACUCACCAAAGAGAACAGUAGUCCCGUGCGGUUCGCCACCAACUGGUCAGUCGUACUAAUCAGCGUAAACUUUGCCGGUGUGUCCAACCCGUUCAUCACGGCAUACCUGUCCCAGACGUACUACUGGCGCACUUCAGUGAUCAUCAGUGGCGUACUGACCCUUAUGGUCGCCACCCUAUGCCUAGUAUUACUGGAAACCCCUGCGAAGGACGCUUCAGGUGUUGACACAAAUAAGCAGCAAAAUAACGGCAAUGAUAAACAAAAUGAUAAUACCCGGGUCAUAGACAUACUCCAAUAUCCUUUGCUGUGGAUGUGUAUCAUAAGCAGGUUCGUAGUAGCUGUCAGUCGCCAGGGUGUCAGCGAUUGGUCUCAGAUAUAUCUGGUGUCCGAGCAGCACCUGGAUGUGUAUAUGAGUAGUAUGUUUAUUAGCUUGGUGGAAAUUGGCGGUAUUUGUGGUAAAUUAAUUGCCGGUCGUAUCAGCGAUAUGUUACUUAAGCGUAGGCUCGCGGCUACCGGUGCUCACUCGGGGGCGGACCAGUCGACACUGAAACUCAUGGCCCGCCUACCGGUGUCUAUAGCUAUGUUAUCCUUCAACGCGUUGGCCCUACAUUUGUAUUGCUUUCAUAUCAGACAUAAUACGAGUCUACCUGUGCUGGCGAUCACUGCCCUAUUAAUAGGCAUUAAUACGUCCGGAAAUGUGGUCAACCUAUCGGUUAUCGCCACUGAGAUUAGCCCCAAAAGGGCCGGCCUUUGCUCAUCACUAGUUAAUCUCGCGGCUAAAGUGGGUGGCAUAUUUACUGGACUACCCCUAAGCCUAAUAGCAAAUACCUACUCGUGGAACAUGGCGUUUAUAUUAAUUGAGAUAUAUGCGUGUGCAUGCAAGUAA
Messenger RNA from Oppiella nova, 1278 nucleotides. NCBI's taxonomy places the organism in Eukaryota, Metazoa, Arthropoda, Arachnida, Sarcoptiformes, Oppiidae. The record is from the annotation of a GenBank genome assembly.